UUUUCACUGUGAAGUCCACAAGGUUUCCUUUCCUCUUCUUUCACUUUAUUUAAUCCUUAUUGGGGAUAAACAAAUCGGAUCUAAAAGGGUCAAAGCAGAGUCUCCUCCUCCUGCAGCCACCAUGAAGAUAGCAUCGUUUAACGUCCAGAAGUUUGGAAGGAGCAAAGUGUCAGACACAGAUGUCCUCAAUAUCCUGAUAAAGGUCGUGUCGCGAUAUGACAUCAUUGUGAUCCUGGAGGUGGUGGACAUCAGUGGAGAUUCUGUAAAAACCUUCCUGGAUGCACUCAACAAAGCCAACAGGAAGCAUCACUACACCCUGAAGAUCAGCAGUCGCCUGGGCCGAACACGCUACAAGGAGCAGUUCAUGUUCCUGUACAGGGAUGACUUGGUUGACUUGGUGGGCUCCUAUCAGUUUGAUGACCAGGUGGCCGAGGGAGGAGACAUUUUCGCUAGAGAUCCUUACAUCCUGCGAUUCAGAUGCCUCAAUACAGUGCUGAAGGACCUGGUAAUGAUCCCAGUUCACACCAAACCAGAUGACUCGGAGAAGGAGUUGGACGAGCUCUACGAUGUCUUCCAGCACAUCAAGAAGAAGUGGAGGACCGACAACGUGAUGAUCCUGGGCGACUUCAACGCGGACGGCUCGUACGUCUCCAGGAGUGAGAUGAAGGGUAUCCGUAUCCGUAUGGACAAGAACUUCCACUGGCUGAUUGGAGACGACGUCGACACCACGGCGAGCAACCGAAAUGACCACACAUACGACAGGAUAGUGGUUUACGGAGAUGCCAUGGUCCAAGCUGUCGUACCGAACUCUGCCAAACCUUUCAACUUCCAGAAGGCAUAUAGACUCAGCGAAGAACAGACUCUGAAGGUGAGCGACCAUUACCCUGUGGAGGUGGAGCUGAAGUCCACGACUAGCGGAGCACAGGAAGAUGAUGAUCUUGAACUGUCGCAUAAGUCGACGCCGCCGCUGCGGCUCGUGGAGGAGGAAGAGGAUCUGCUGGAGCUGGAGAGAGGAAACCUGCUGCUGAAGAGGGAGAAGCUCGGCCUGGAGAUCCAGAUGCUCCGGCUGAAGAUGGCCAGCAUGAAACGCAGAGAUGAACUUUAAAACUCAGGAAGCCAAAAACACCUGCAACAGAACAAUGAACUCCUACUCUAACCCCAUCACCACCUAUAGAACCACUACAGUGCACUGUACCUCCUUACCUCACCUAGAAGAACUCUUCUCAGUUCGUGUUUUGACUGAAUGAAGCUAUCGAGUUGUCUGUCUUGUUGAAAUAUAUUAAAACUGGCUUAUUUGUUACGUACAUUCUUUGACUGAUUCUUCUAUAUUUGAUUCUCAGCACAAACUAAGUGUGACCCGACAGGUUUGGGCGCUAUGAAGUCGGUGCCUUCACUUGACUAGUACAUACUCCAUUACUCAUUUGGUCCAAAAUCCAGCAGCGGAUGCUGCAGCAUCUUCAGUGAAACUCUUCAGACGCCAGUGAUGACUGAAACGUUUUAUUUGAUGUUAUCCUGACCUGUGAGAGGCAGUCUACCGGAAAUCCAAAGAGAAGUAUCCUCCUCCUGUUCGUCACAGACUAGCUGUACGUUCCA
Molecule: messenger RNA, 1593 nt
Organism: Anarrhichthys ocellatus (wolf-eel)
Lineage: Eukaryota; Metazoa; Chordata; Actinopteri; Perciformes; Anarhichadidae
Gene: dnase1l4.1
Product: deoxyribonuclease 1 like 4, tandem duplicate 1
Exons: 10
Coding region: 122-1105 (327 amino acids)
Biological process (GO): DNA catabolic process
Cellular component (GO): nucleus
Molecular function (GO): deoxyribonuclease I activity; DNA binding
Source: RefSeq, a predicted model, not a curated record